Molecule: messenger RNA, 2088 nt
Organism: Lates calcarifer (barramundi perch)
Lineage: Eukaryota; Metazoa; Chordata; Actinopteri; Centropomidae
Gene: aqp3a
Product: aquaporin 3a
Exons: 6
Coding region: 88-993 (301 amino acids)
Biological process (GO): water transport; glycerol transmembrane transport
Cellular component (GO): plasma membrane; basolateral plasma membrane
Molecular function (GO): glycerol channel activity; water channel activity; urea transmembrane transporter activity
Source: RefSeq, a predicted model, not a curated record
UCCUCCCAGUUUCAAAGUCACUCAGGAAAACCUAACAACCUGGUGUGCGUGUCUUCUCACAGUCUCAUCAGCCUCUAGCAAGAAAACAUGGGCAGACACAAGAUGUAUUUGGACAAACUGUCCCGGUUCUUCCAGAUCCGUAACCUGUUGCUUCGGCAGGCUUUGGCAGAGUGUCUUGGCACCCUCAUCCUUGUGAUGUUUGGCUGUGGUGCCGUGGCCCAGCAGGUGUUGAGCGAUGGUUCCCAUGGCAUGUUCCUCACCGUCAACUUUGCCUUCGGCUUCGCUGCCACUUUAGGCAUCCUGGUCUGUGGCCAGGUAUCAGGUGGCCAUCUGAACCCUGCAGUGACCUUUGCCCUGUGUCUACUUGGAAGAGAGCGCUGGAGAAAAUUCCCCAUGUACUUCCUCUUUCAGACAAUCGGUGCUUUUUUUGGUGCUGCCAUCAUUUUUGGCAUGUACUACGAUGCUCUGUGGGACUUCCCGGGAGCUUUCAAUGUGACUGGGCCUGGAGCUACAGCCGGCAUCUUUGCCACCUACCCUGGAAAACACCUUACCCUUGUCAAUGGCUUCUUUGAUCAGAUAAUUGGCACAUCAGCAUUGAUAGUUUGCAUUCUGGCUAUUGUGGAUCCAUACAACAACCCAGUCCCCCAAGGGCUGGAGGCUUUCACAGUGGGAUUUGUGGUUCUGGUUAUUGGAUUGUCUAUGGGCUUUAACUCAGGCUAUGCUGUCAAUCCUGCCAGAGACCUCGGACCACGUAUUUUCACAGCUAUGGCUGGGUGGGGCUCUGAGGUUUUCACGACUAGAAAUGGCUGGUUCCUGGUGCCCAUAUUUGCCCCAUUCCUUGGCACCAUCAUUGGUGUGAUGAUCUACCAGCUGAUGGUUGGCUUCCACGUGGAGGGAGAAAUACGUGACAAAAAGAGUUCAGAGGAGGAAAAUGUCCGACUCACCAAUGUCAACACCAACAACUCCAAAGGUGCUAAUAAAGAGGUGCACUGAGUGUGUUAAAAAUAUGCUGAAACAUACUCUAAAAGAUUCACAUUCUGUAAAUACCAACACACACCAGCAUUUUUCCUUCAACAUCUGUGGAAGCCACAACUGUUUUCUCUGAAUCUUCUUUACAGCUGUUGGAAUAUCUCAAGAUAGCUGUGUGUGUGUGUGUGUGUGUGUGUGUGUGUGUGUGUGUGUGUGUGUGUGUGAAAACAGGCCACUCUCUUUACAUUAUUAUGUGAUUGUAUUAUGUUGUAGAGUAACAGUUGUGUAUGAGUAUGGAAGAGAGAAACAUAAUUUCAGAAACACAGAAUUACAUUAAUUCUUUUACGAGAUGAACACUUGGAUCUUAGUGUCUAUAGCACUCGGGUUUGAACAGUAUUGUAUGCUUUAUACUAAUGUAGUUAUAUAUCACUUUUUAUGUAGUUUAAUAUAUAUAGCAGAUGGACAAAUGUACGUCUUUUGCAUGCAAUUUUUGUGCAUUCUGUCAAUCCAGACCCUUUCAAUGAUGGCAUUUGAAUUCAGGGAAUUCAGAAUUCAAACUUUAACCUAGAUGUUCAAAUAUCUGUCACUAAAUACUUGUCUGAGAAGAAUAUUGUACAGUGGUAGAAAAUAUGCUAUCUAUGUAGACCAUAUUGACUCUGUUGUUUAGAGCAAACAUGGUAAGGCUAUAUCCCUCCCACAACAUUCUUCACUCGACCACUGCUAUCUUAAUGCAGCUAUAUUAAAGCUGCUGCCCUAUAAAAGGCCUAACCAGCAAUCCCUAAAACAAGCCAACAAACUAUUGUAAUAUGUCAUCAGCUAGAAAACUUGACCAUUAACCCUUUGUAUGAACUAAAAGUUAUCAGAAUCUACUGUAGCCAUGUAGGUACAUGCUUGACAACAUCAGAUAUGUGUUACCAAAUGACAGUUAUCUUCUUAUUUCUACGGGAACUAUCCGUUUUAAAAUUGUUGUGUUCAUUUACACCUGUUGAUAUGUUUGUAUCUUGUGUACGACUCCAGGGUUGGGUGCUAAACUGGACAAUGAACACCUUUAUAUUUUAUGUAGGUUGAUGGGAAAUGCCUUUGUACUGAUACAAUAAAGUUCUGUUUUUUAUUACUGCA